AUGCCCUCAUGGGGAAGACCACCGGGGGCACGAACGGGGAGAAAUACUAGGGGACGCGCGGCUUGGGAGGAGACACGGCUGGAGGAGGUGGAUAGUGAAGAGGAUGUAUACGGGCGGGAGCUGGUGCGGAGCGGUCGAUACAGGCAGGAGCAUGGAGGGCGAGGGCCGCGGAGGCGACCUGUGGAUUAUGAGGACUUGACGGAUGAAUCUGAAUCAGUUGAGGGAGGAGAAUACGAUCUAUACGACCAUGGGGAUAGCACGGUGGCCUAUGCGAUGCAGUUGGCCAUGCGGGACAAGGAAGAUCAAUUGGUGGACACAGCGCUCGAGCGGAUUCGCCGUGCUCAAGCUCUGGGAAAGAAAAACGUCCGGUUGUCAAAACGCGAACUGGAGGCCUUGGAGCGCAAGCGCCAGCAAACGGACAGUACAAGCAGAAGCCGGCGCCCGUCCGCCACUUCUGUCAAUGUGACGUCGCGUCCAUCAUCUCGACGGAGCGCAGUUGUUGCACCAGACCAGCUGCCUGGCGCAUAUCCGACCUUUGCGCCUGAUGCACACAGCACCUGGGCUCGAGGGACGGCUAAUAGCCGGCCGUCCAGCUCAUCUUCCACUCGUCCCCGGACCCCAACAACACAAUCUCUUCGGCCCCAGCAGUCCAAUUCACCUCUUCGACCUCCCUACCCACCAUACACUCCCGAGCGCUUUACCCCUAAUGGCCGACCACAGUCGAUGCAACAAGCGCCUGUUUUCCAACGGCCACUGCCAGACGAUCCUCAAUGGGCCCCACCCUACUACAAUACCAUGCAGAUGAGCCCAUACGGGGAACCCGCACCAUACCAACCGCAGGUUCCCACCGAUCUCCGAGUUGGACAGCAGAAUCGAAUGAGUUAUCCAUCAAGUCUUCCAUACCCGGCUUAUCAGUCUCAAUCUCCGGGCAAACGUCCACCAGGCACAGCACCGACUCCGGGCGACCUAGCUGCAGCUCCAACUCUAGCUCCAUCCAAGUUGGGGUCGGAGGAAUCCAGCGAAGAAGCGGAGAGCAGCGAGGAUGAAGUGCAAAUUGUCAAGGUGGCCAAGGUGGCUGAGCGCAAGGCUCCGCCAGUUACCGUUGCGCAGAGACGGCCGGUCACUGGAACCACUCGUAAACGGACCAGUCGAUGA
Messenger RNA from Penicillium verrucosum, 1155 nucleotides. RefSeq lists its product as uncharacterized. NCBI's taxonomy places the organism in Eukaryota, Fungi, Ascomycota, Eurotiomycetes, Eurotiales, Aspergillaceae. The transcript has a single exon. Bases 1 to 1155 code for a protein of 384 amino acids. The record is from RefSeq and is a predicted model, not a curated record.